UUUGUGGUUUGUAACUCCGGUUAAGUCCUGGAAUAGUUUUCUUUCACCGUUUCGACCUAAAAUUUGAAAUCAAACUUUGUCGGUAGUAAUAUCAGCGCACGAAGGGGAUUUAGAAAAAGAAAAAAACAAUUUCGUCGACCGAAGCUAACUGCUGAGCGCGAGCCAUCUUCCCACCUGAGCUGGAGAUGGGGGAUCCAGAGCCUCCAGAGUUUGGGUCCCUGCAGGAGGAGCUGGAGUACUGGAAGGAUCUGGCUUCCAGGCACCAACAGAGUGCAGAGGAAGCUCAGGAGGAGCUGCAGGAGUUUCAGCAGAUGAGUCGGGACUACGAGGUGGAGCUGGAGACGGAGCUAAAACAGUGUGAGGCGCGAAACCGCGAGCUUCUUGCUGCCAACAACCGCCUUCGCAUGGAACUGGAAAACUACAAGGAGAAGUAUGAGACGCAGCACUCUGAGGCCUGCCGGCAGAUCUCCAGCCUGGAGGGGGACCUGGCUGAGACCACGGCCAUCAGAGACCAUCUUCACAAAUACAUCAGAGAGCUGGAGCAGGCCAAUGACGACCUGGAGAGAGCUAAGAGGGCGACCAUCAUGUCACUGGAGGACUUUGAGCAGAGGAUGAACCAGGUUAUAGAGAGAAAUGCUUUUCUGGAGAGCGAGCUGGACGAGAAGGAGAAUCUCUUAGAGUCCGUCCAGAGACUGAAGGACGAAGCCAGAGACUUGAGGCAGGAACUGGCAGUGCAGCAGAAACAGCAGGUACUGGACAGGAAGCCGUCUCUCAGCAGUGCAGUCAAAGAGCCUUCAUCACCUUCCUCCUCCUCCUCCUCGACCGGGCUGCCCACCCCACCUCUCACCCCUCCAGACAGAAGGACGGAGGACAAAACCACAUCUUCGUCCUCUAACCAGCCUGUCCCCUCCACCACCACACCGCCCAGACCUCCAGCCCCAGCGGAGUCCUUCGCCACCCCGCCACCCUCCGUCAGCAGAGGUGAAAGCCUUUCAGGGACUCCUCUCACCACCUCGGCGAGAAUCUCAGCUCUGAACAUCGUUGGAGAACUGCUGAGGAAAGUCGGGAACCUAGAGUCCAAGCUGGCAUCGUGUCGGGAGUAUGUCCAUGAGCAGACAGCUAAUCGCAGAGGUCACGCCGGUGGACAGGGGGCGCCGGGGGGCCAGAGCAACUCCUCAGAGACCCAUCCUACCAACGGCCUCUACAACAAGGGGCUGGUGAAGAGGUUAGACUUCGGAGCGGGGCACAAGCUGCUGCUGUGAAGGUGGAAACGUCCUCCACCUCGAUCGUCUGAGCUGCUCGGCUCUUCCUGUCCGUCCAGCCUGGACCUCUCAAACAUUUAACGGUACCGUGUCGCACAUCACACAGGUGGUUUCAGACAGUCUGGCUCCUCGGGACGCGGACCGCUCUCACAGGAAGCUGCAGUGAUGAAAUGGACGGAUGUGUUACUGUGGAUUCUCUGGGAUGUCUGUUACCAGCUCAGAUCUUUUCAGCACUCGCACUUAGCUUGAACUAACUUACUGGACCGUUGCUGCACGUCACCUCCUCACCUCCUUCGUUCGGAUUUGUCAAGUAUUUUGCGCUUUUCGUGUCCCUCUGCAGGUGUGUUCAGACUGAAUGGAGACAGUAUUACACACAGAGUCCGUGAACAGACACUGACCGAUGUGGGUUUCGCUCUGAGUGGUGAGAACCGAGUCGAUCAUGAAUCCACUCGAGCUGAAAAUGUUUAACUAACAAAAAGUUGAACCUCAGUGUUUCCUGCUGUGCAGUGAAGUGGAGGAUGAGAGAAGUGUAGUAAAAUCUGUGGCUGUCGAUCCAAAUGAUGGUCUGAGCUGAAGCGUGUUCAGUCUGAACACACCUGAUGGGGCGUUGGAGUCGUAAAUACUGGGAGGGCACUUUGAUCUGGAUGAGAGGAGAAGGUGUUUGUCUUUUAAAUACUACUUGUUUGAUCUCUAACCGAUGGCCAGUGUGCCUCCAGUUACAUCUCUGUCAAAUAAUGGAUUUGGGAAAAAAAAGCGAGAUCUCUUACUGAUGAAGCUCCAACAAAGUGAACGUCCCCUAUCAAACAAAUGUUGUAGUUCAGAAAAAGAUUUUAAUUCAGAUGUUUUAUAGAUUUUUACAGAUAGACUAGUUUCCUAACCACCUCCCUGCUCUGAGGGAAAAUGCCUGUGAGUAAACGUGAACCGUGGCUGAGCGCGAUGGGCCGAGGCCCGUGUCAAACAGGUGAACGUGCUUUCAAACCGACUGUACCUCUCUGUGAGCCUUGAUGUUUUAAUGAAACACUGUCUUUUUUAUCUCUGUGGCAGAUGUUAGGAAAACGUGAUCAGCAUCAUCAUCAUCAUCUUUGAAGCUCUGUGGAGCCUUUCAGCCUCGUUUAGCCUCUUGUUUUGGUUUUCUGGUACUCCGACAGGUAAUUUAGUGUUUUUUAAAGCGACUGACUGCUUUCUGUCUGUGUGGGCCUGAGCUCAGUGCCACAGGAAGUAUCCUGUGUGUUGUCAGUCUGUAAAUGUGCCUGAUGGAAACAGAAUAGGAAACUGCCUGCAGUCAUCCGUGUGAUGUUCAGUCCGUCCAGUCCUUUUAAAUUAUGGUGGAAGAUGAACAUGUUAGAUUUAAAGCGCUGCUGGUAUCUCCUAACACUUUGUACCGUUACUGCACCGUUAGCGUAGCAGCGAGCAGAGGAGGCACCUGUACACUGUGGAGACGCCCUCUGCAGAGCUCGACUUCUGUCUUUGCAGGAGUGAAACCGCUGAACUCCUUCUGUUUAUGAGGAGAUAUGAAUACUUCAGUGAAGGCGACUUGUGUUUUAUGUUAAAAAGAGAAAAGUACGUAAUAGAUUAACUUGUAGUGUUAUAACUGUACCUCUGCUGUAGGGUUACUAACAUAGGAUGAAUAUACAGUAUGUGGGCUGUGGUUCAGUGGCUGGGGUUUGUAGACAGGAUUGACGGACAGGUAUCUGCUCAGGGCAGGUGUGAAACAGCAGCAGCAGACUGGGUCAGUGUCUGAAAACAGGUGGACACUGAGGCCUGGUGGGCUUUUGCCUUGUGACUCUCAAAGUACUUACAUGCUCAUUAAUGAAGUGCUCAGACUGUUGUGUUCCUCGUUGUUUUUACCUUCGUUGCUGCUUAUGAUGCUUCUCAAAAAGCAAUAAAAACUUGAAAUGGGGAAAAAAAAGUCACUGAUUUUAUUUGUUGUAGAAAUCUGAAGAACUGAGACGACACGCGGACGAGUUCAGUA
This is a messenger RNA of Toxotes jaculatrix (banded archerfish), 3234 nucleotides long. RefSeq names its product nudE neurodevelopment protein 1 (gene nde1). The transcript is spliced from 9 exons. Lineage: Eukaryota; Metazoa; Chordata; Actinopteri; Toxotidae. Gene Ontology annotation, molecular function: microtubule binding. Gene Ontology annotation, cellular component: centrosome; kinetochore; kinesin complex. The coding region runs from base 186 to 1262 and encodes 358 amino acids. Gene Ontology annotation, biological process: establishment of mitotic spindle orientation; microtubule nucleation; chromosome segregation. The record is from RefSeq and is a predicted model, not a curated record.